AUGAUAGCAGACAUAGCCACUGAAGAUGCUGGGACUUUCAUUUCCACUGUUGGCAGUGAGCUCUUCCCUGUGUUAUCAAUAGAAACCAAUGGGAAGCCUAAACUUCUGCCCCUAAUUGGCAGGAAAAUCAGCACAGGUGGUUGUGUGGGGCAUGGUUCCAGUCCAAGGGCACAAUCCUCAGAGCCCUUGAAGCUCAGUGUUUCAGAGUCUAGGAGCAGUCAGUUUAUAUACUAUGCUGUUGUCUGUGUUCUUAUGUUCUUGGACAGCCCAGCCCUCCAGGAUGAUGGCCAGGUUGGGCAGCAGCCUGCAGGAGCUGCAGUCUGUUUAACAGAAUGUUUCAGAACUACACUACAGAACUUUUUGGUGUGGCCUAGGUCGGAACCUGCUCCCUCUGCUUGCGGGGAGGUGUGGCGGGAGAGACGCAGGCAGGAACCGGGGCUGCGCGCAGCGCUCGGGCCAGCGCCAGUUCCGGGUGGUCACGGGCUCAGCGGGCCCCGCACUCGGAGCAGCCGGCUGACGCCAACGGCCCCGGGCAGUGACCGGCUUAGCACCUGGGCCAGCAGCUGUAGAGGGUGCGCCGGGUCACUCAGCACUGCCGGCCCGCCCGCGCAGCGCUGGAAUUCUCGCGGGGCCUCAGCCACCCCUCCAUGGGGCAGGGCUCAGGACCUGCAGCCCGCCAUGCUCGAGCUCCCCCCACCCUUCAUGGGCUCCGGCGCUGACCGAGCCUCCCCCAUGGGCGCCGCCCCCUGCUCCAGGGCGCCCGGUCCCAUGAACUGCCCAAGGCUGAGGAGUGUGGACGCGCGGUGCGGGACUGGCGGGCAGCUCAGCCCCCCCCACAGCAUGCAGGAUCUACUAGUAAAUCUGCUGCUGUUCACUCUUUUGGUCUGCACCGCCUUUAUGAGCUGUAACACUCACCACGAAGGUCUGCAGCUUCACUCCUGAAGCCAGCAAGACCGCAAGCCCACCGGGAGGGACGAACAACUCCGGAUGGGAGGAAUGAACAUCUUCCGACGUGCCGCCUUAAGAGCUAAAACACUCACCAUGAAGUUCUGCAGCUUCACUCCUGAAGCCAGCAAGACCACAAGCCCACCGGGACGGAUGAACAACUCCUAAUGGGAGGAAUGAACAGCUUCCGACAUGCCGCCUUAAGAGCUAUAACACUCACCAUGAAGGUCUGCACCUUCACUCCUGAAGGCAGUGAGACCACGAACCCACUGGAAGGAAGAAACUCUGAACACAUCCGAACAUCAGAAGGAACACACUCUGGACACACCAUCUUUAAGAACUGUAACACUCACUGCAAGGGUCCGCUGCUUCAUUCUUGAAGUCAGUGAGACCAAGAACCCACCAAUUCCAGACACAGAAUUCAACUGUAAAUCUGUCUUAUCUUAUCCUGGGACUUUUUUGCUUGGUAGACUAUUUAUUACUGCCACAAUCUCAGAACUUGUAUUGGUAUAUUCAGGGAUUCAACCUCUUCUUGGUUCAGCUGUGGGAGGGAGGGUACGUGUCCAGAAAUUUAUCCAUUUCUUCUAGAUUUUCUAGUUUGUGUUGAUAGAGGUGUUUAUAGUAUUCUCUGAUGGUUGUUUGUAUUUCUGUGGGGUCGAUGGUGAUAUCCCUCUUAUUUCUGAUUGUGUUUACUUGACUCUUCUUUCUUUUCUUCAUUAGUCUAGCUAUCAAUCUAUCAAUUUUAUUAUUUUUUUCAAAAAAACUACUUCUAUAUUCAUUGAUUUUUUUUAAUGAUUUUCCAUGUCUCUAUCUGCUUCAGUUCAGCUCUGAUUUUGGUUAUUUCUUGUCUUCUGCUAGCUUUGGGAUUUGUUUGUUCUUGGUUCUCUAGUUCUUUUAGUUGUGAUGUUAGGUUGUUAACUUGAGAUCUUUCUAGCUUUUUGAUGUGGGCAUUUAGUUCUAUAGAUUUCCUCCUUAACACUGUCUUUGCUGCGUCCCAGAGGUUCUGUUACAUUGUAUCUUUAUUCUCAUUAGUUUCAAAGAACUUCUUGAUUUCUGCCUUAAUUUUAUUGUUUAUCCAAAAGUCAUUCAGGAGCAGGUUGCUCGAUUUCCAGAUAAUUGUGUGGUUUUGAGUGAAUUUCUUAAUCUUGAGUUCUAAUUUGAUUGCUCUGUGGUCUGAGAGACUGCUUGUUAUUAUUUCAGUUCUUUUGCAUUUGCUCAGGGUGUUUUACUUAUAGUUAUGUGAUCAAUUUUACAGUAAGUUACAUGUGUCAAUGAGAAGAAUGUAUAUUUUGCUGUUUUGGGGGUAGAGAGUUCUGCAGAUAUCUGUCAGGUCCACUUGAUCCAGAGCUGAGUUCAAGUCCUAAAUAUCUUUGUUAAUUUUCUGUCUUAAUUAUCUAAUAUUGACAGUGGGGUGUUAAAAUCUCCCACUAUUCUUGUGUGGGGGUCUAAGUCUCUUUGUAGGUCUCUAAGAACUUCCUUCAUGCAUCUGGGUGCUUCUCUGUUGGGUGUAUUUAAGUUUAGGAUAUUUAGGUCGUCUUGUGGAAUUAAACCCUUUACCAUUAUUUAACGCCCUUGUUUGUCUUUAUUUUCAUCUUUGGUGGUUUAAAGUCUGUUAUUUCAGAAACUAGGAUUGCAAUCCUUGCAUUUUUCUGUUUUUCAAUUGCUUGGAAAAUUUUCCUCUAUUCCCUUAUUUUCAGCCUAUGUGUGUCUUUGCAUGUGUGAUUGGUUUCUUGAAGACAGCACAUCGAUGGGUCUUGGUGCUCUAUUCAGCUUGCCAUUCUCUGUCUUUUAAUUGGGGGAUUUAGCCCAUUUACACUUAAGGUUAGUAUUGUUAUGUGUGAAUUUGAUCCUGUCAUCAUGAGGUUAGCUUGUUACUUUGUAACAGAGUGGGGUCACACUAUCACUCACCACUUCCCUUGGCUUGGGGUGGCAGUUCCUUGGGCUCUGUGCCACUCCUGGGUGGUUUGUCACCCCCCUCCUUUUCUUUAUUCUCCAUGGGUCAAGUUGUUCACCUAGUUAUUCCAAAUGCAAGAACAUAGAUAUUUCCAUUGAAGGUGCUGAAUUCACUCACCCCUUUUCAUUUCUCUUUGUGAGUGCUGUGCACUGCAGCUGCUUCUAAUCAGCCGUUUUGUUCCUACAUCUGGCUUAUCUUUGAAGUCUCAAAGGUGAGGAAUAGGUCUGUCUCAUUCACCACUGGAUAUCCAAAAAAAGAAGUAAAAGAACAUAUGUCUUAGCUGCAUCCAUACACUUUUGUACACUCUUACUCUUAUUUUUAAUCUCAUAUACUUCACUAACAUUUAGCACCUGUUCGUCAAUCACCAUUUUAUAGUUGCACAGAGCAAAACAAUCCACUUUACUCUCGAAAUUCAGUAAUUGUUAGUCACCUUUUUCUUUCCUGCUGCAUGUGUUUCCUCUCCUCAUAUCCAAGAAAUAACAAUAGGGAACAUAACUAGUUUACCUGUUACUAGCUUAAUUUUGAGUGAUACACACUGAAAGCAAAAUCUCGUGUUAUGCAUUUGGAAUGUGAGAUCCAAAAAUUCUAAGUUCCUAGCAAUUUAAUAAAAUUCUCUCUUUUCUAAGAA
Messenger RNA from Pan troglodytes (chimpanzee), 3527 nucleotides. RefSeq lists its product as uncharacterized. The record is from RefSeq and is a predicted model, not a curated record. NCBI's taxonomy places the organism in Eukaryota, Metazoa, Chordata, Mammalia, Primates, Hominidae. Bases 1 to 942 code for a protein of 313 amino acids. The transcript has 5 exons.